Calidris pugnax (ruff) is the source of this 1955-nucleotide messenger RNA. It is a transcript of the gene LCMT1, whose product is annotated as leucine carboxyl methyltransferase 1. The coding region runs from base 28 to 1119 and encodes 363 amino acids. Gene Ontology annotation, cellular component: cytosol. The transcript is spliced from 11 exons. The record is from RefSeq and is a predicted model, not a curated record. NCBI's taxonomy places the organism in Eukaryota, Metazoa, Chordata, Aves, Charadriiformes, Scolopacidae. Gene Ontology annotation, biological process: C-terminal protein methylation. Gene Ontology annotation, molecular function: protein C-terminal leucine carboxyl O-methyltransferase activity.
GGCGGGCGGCCGAGCCUGGCGCGCUCCAUGGCGGCUGCCGCCCGCGAACCCCUCUCCGCCUCCGGCCUGGAUGAGGCGGACGAAGCGGUGCGGGGGACGUGUGAGGACGCGUCCGUCUGCAAACGGUUUGCUGUAAGUGUUGGCUACUGGAAGGACCCUUACAUCCAGUAUUUUGUGAGACAAGCCAAAGAGAGAAAAGCACCUGAAAUCAAUAGAGGCUAUUAUGCUCGUGUUCAUGGAGUCAGUUAUCUGAUUCAAGCUUUUCUAAAGAAGACAGACUGCAACUGUCAAAUUGUUAAUCUUGGUGCUGGGAUGGAUACCCUGUUCUGGAGAUUAAAGGAUGAAAAUCUUCUCCCUAGAAAAUAUUUUGAAGUGGAUUUUCCAAUGAUAGUUGCAAGAAAAAUACAUAAUAUCAAAUCAAAACCUCCCCUGUCAAAACCAAUUAUGGAAUCCCAUUCAGGGGAGUCUCUUCUAAUAGAUUCUCACAGCCUAGACUCCAGUCGAUAUUCCUUAGUAGGAGCAGAUCUCCGUUUCUCAUCAGAUCUGGAGGAAAAGCUAAAGAAACAUAACCUGGAUACACAUUUGCCAACUCUUUUGAUAGCGGAGUGCGUGCUGGUUUACAUGACACCGCAGCAAUCUGCAAAUCUUUUAAAGUGGGCAGCAAGCACUUUUCCUGUGGCGAUGUUUAUAAAUUAUGAGCAGGUGAAUAUGACGGACAGGUUUGGACAGAUCAUGAUUGAGAACUUGCAGAGACGACAGUGUAACCUGGCCGGAGUGGAAGUCUGCAGAUCCUUAGACUCUCAGAAGGAGCGAUUGCUGUUAAAUGGCUGGGAAACGGCACAUGCCAUUGAUAUGAUGAAAGUGUACAGCUUUUUGCCACAGGCUGAUGUCAAAAGGAUAGAAGGACUUGAAUUCCUAGAUGAAAAGGAACUGUUUGAACAACUAAUGCAGCACUACUGCAUCUGCUGGGCUUCAAAGGACAACAGCAAUCUGGGUAAUGUUCUCCAGCACAUUAAGAGGUCUCGCAAACAUCACAUUCUGAUGUAUUUCCUGGAGGGAAGCCGUGGGCUCAGAAGCCCCAGCGACGACCUUCUGCUUGGGACGAGAUCACAGAAAUGAUGGGACUUUGCAUGUGCCAACUUCAGUCUGUGCAUCUGUGUCAGCGGCGCCGGUACAGAAAGCGCCGGGUGCUACUGAUGUCGACUGUCCUUGUCGGGUUUUCGUAGUUUUAAUGAAUUUUUUGUGCCCACCGUGAGCAAUUGUCAUGAGGCAAGACUCGCCUCCCGUUCCCAGAUAUAUGAUGAUGGACUUUCCUAGGAUGUCAGUAAUUCCUGUUUAAAAGCUUGCCUUCCUUAGUUUAAAACGGAAAGUAAAGUGUUCCUGGAGUAUACGAUUUUCCUCUUCUGUCUUUUUGUGAAUGUGUAUAAUGUAUUUGUGAGGGGAAGCUGGAAAAUCAAUGAGGUGAGCGGCAUUAUUGGGUAUCUCUGCACUGCGCACGACUGAUCGUGAAGGUUAAAUUUGUUAAUUUUCGUUCUGUUCAGGUUAAAUUUUCUGAAGUUGUCACCAUGUUAGCUUUUUCCUGGCUUUUACUAUUGCUACGAGGCUGUCACUACACCAGGUAUGUUAUUGUAGGGGAAGGGCGAAGGAAGAAGGGGGGGAUGUGAUAGUCGUUCAGUGGUGUACAAGAAACUGGAUGUUGUUAAAGCAGACUUUAUUUAACUGGGAAGGGCUUAGCCUUGGCAGUUCAGCACUGGGAUGGUAGAGGUAAGAAAGAAAUUAAUCUUAAUUUGCACUGCUUCUGGUAGUAUCUUUACACCAGUUUCUCAUUCUUCUUUCUUUCCCCUUAAAAGAAACAAACAAAAUCCCAACAGCAACUAAAGACCUUGCCAUGUUGUUCGAAAAAUGAAUCUUGCGACCUUCCUAUGAGAAAAAUAAUAAAUGUUUAGUAUUUAUAA